Messenger RNA from Cygnus atratus (black swan), 2689 nucleotides. It is a transcript of the gene IL1R2, whose product is annotated as interleukin 1 receptor type 2. The record is from RefSeq and is a predicted model, not a curated record. Gene Ontology annotation, molecular function: interleukin-1, type II, blocking receptor activity; interleukin-1 binding. The coding region runs from base 629 to 1879 and encodes 416 amino acids. The transcript has 9 exons. NCBI's taxonomy places the organism in Eukaryota, Metazoa, Chordata, Aves, Anseriformes, Anatidae.
AAGAAAGGUGGGUCUAAAAUGUCAUUUGGUUUUGACACAAAUUUGAUUGGGCAACGAGCGAUAAAUUUCCGCUGUGUGUUGGGCUAAGCUCUAUAUAAGUAUCUCACCAGCAAUUUUCAAUGCUACAUCUUUUCACGAGAAACUAAUGGCUGAAAGGAUGCAGAACCAUAGGUAAGUGAAGCUUAUGGACAACUGGGAAUGAAAGCUAUCCCUAAAACCUCAGUGUGUGCAGGGGCUUACAGAAAAUGCUAGAUACUGCACUGAAGGGACUGGAAACCUCUGAAAUAAAUAACCAAGUAUUUUUGUCAGGCAAAGAUCUGAAGAGAUCCUUUUACAGGGUAUUACAUGUGAACCAUUGGCACUGUUAAUGCAGCAAAGACACUAGCUCCUGAGCCAGGCAUAGCCAUGGAAGGGGAUACUGCUCCAUGCCAAUGCGCUGGAAACACUUGCAUGCAUCAUGGUAUGGCAGCCAACCUGUUGUUAUGAAAUUGUAUUUGUUGAGCAAGAGGCUUUGUAGUGCUGUAAAGAUGACAAUAAGUUGGAGAUAAGUUAUUACAGUCAGACUACCAGAUGUCAGGUAAAUUUAGCCAUUAGAACAUGGAGAAGUUUGGAUUUAAAACACAUAAAUAUGUGCAUGAUGGGAUACACAGAAGGUGCUUGCAGAUUUCAAGACACUUUCCCUCGGUCUUCUCCUUCCCGUUUCCUCUGGGAAAAAAUGCAUGGGCUCUUCUUUGUCCUGGUUACAUGCACAGUGGGUGCCUCUGCUUUCAGGCUCGAGCAAGGGAAAAGCACAGAAAACUGCCCAGAUCACAUCAUCUCUUUCCAACACUACUAUGAACUUCAUGGAGAACCUGUGGUUCUGAAAUGCCCUUCCCCUAGAUACAAACAUCUGGAUUUUUCUUCCUUGUCCCAUAAUAUCACAUGGUACAAAAAUGAUUCAAAAACCAUGAUAUCAGGAAGAGAUGAAGAUCCAAGAAUCUGGGCAAAAGGAGAUGCACUCUGGUUUUUACCAGCAAGGCAAGAAGACUCAGGAGUGUAUGUCUGUACAAGACGGAACAACUCCUACUGUGCUGAGGUGUCCAUCCACCUCACCGUUGUGGAGAAGACAGCUGCUCGGGACAUCGCUUAUAUGCAGGUCCUCUUCACUUUUACCUCUGGAAAGAUCGUUUGCCCUGACCUAUGGGAGUUUACAUCAAAUAUAACCAGUCUGGAGCUCAAGUGGUACAAGGAUGCCCUGCCUUUGGAAGACAACAGUGAAAAAUUCGUGUUUCUGAAAGGCUCGAAUUCCCUGAUCUUCACGUCUGUGUUACCAACAGACUCUGGCUACUACACCUGCAAGAUGUCUUUCCCCUAUGAAGGCGUAACGUACAAGAUCACGAGAACAAUCAAGCUGCAGACAGUCGAACAAGAAAAGAGAAUUACCCCGAUAAUCGUGUAUCCAACUCAAAAGACAACAUCAGCUGCUCUUGGCUCCAAGAUGACGCUCCCUUGUAAAGUAUUUGCUGGACCGAGCAGGCAUAUCUAUACUGACGUGGAAUGGUUAGCAAAUGACACCAUCAUUGACGUGGUUUACAAGCAAAACAGAGUUACAGAGGGGGAACGACAAGAAACCAUAGAAAAUGGUGAGAACUUCAUUGAAGUGCCACUGAUUUUUGAAUCUGUUGAAGAAGUGGAUCUUUAUACAGACUUUAAGUGUCUGGCACAGAACAGAUAUGGCUCCCAAGUACUGCCAACAAGGGUCAAGCAGGAAGCUGUUGGCUUGUCCUGGUACACUGCAGUGAUUCCAGUUGCAUUGGCCUGCGUCAUCUUAGGGGCGAUAUGCGUGCACAAGUGCUGGAAGCAGAGAGCUGACAAAGGAUACACAAUAGCAAAGGUUUAAGAUCUGCUUUAUUCUCCAGCUGCCAACAGCAAAAAAUUAAUCUUGGCUGACUUCCACGUGAGACACAGAGGGAUGAUUCAGACUAGAUAUACUGCUUUCUCACUGGAUGGAUAUAUAUCAGCUUUUUUCUUCUUCUUUAUGUCUUCCAUGAUCUGAUUAAAUUAGAAAUAUAAGUUUGUGUAAAAUGCUGCCUAGAUGCAGGAAACCCACUUCUACUAUUUUGCACCUAGACUGUGGUUUGUAGCAUUUUGAAACAUGGUGUCCCAGGUACAUGCCCUUGUUAUGAGAAGAAGGGUAAGAAAAAGGAGAUGGUCUCACCCUUUGUAAAUUCAAUAGCCUUAUCCUUUGAAAAAAGGCAAAACAAAACAAAACAACUAGAACCUAAAAAAUAGAAACUAAGAAAGCUUGCUCCAGAAGAGCUAUUCCAUGCCAGAGUGAUAAGAUUUUUCCUUGUGCACCCAAACUCAAUUUAUUUUUCUUCAGUCUACAAAACAGCUGGUUUUUUCCAUUUUCUAGAGCCAAUUUCAGUUGUCACGACAACUGUACUUCUAUGAACUUUUCCACAGAAAAUCUCUCUCUCUCUCUUUUUUUUUUUUUUUUUAACCACUUGGAUUAUUCCUUGCUUAAAUAGGUGCUUUCAGAAUACCCCUCUCCCAGAGAUAACUACCUCAGCAUAACAGAUAAUUGUACACAGGAGAAUUUGUUUCUGUUUUAUCUACCAAUAUGUCAUGGCUAGAAAAUUGUAGGCAGCUGUAACAUGUUGUUAUCUUUGCCAAGAAAAGAAUUUGGAGGAUGUUUUAGUGUUUUGAA